AUGGAUGUUGAAACACCAUUCACGGCAUUGGCUCCACCAGUGUUUGAUGGCGAAGGUUACCAUGUGUGGGCAGCGAAGAUGGAAGCCUAUCUAGAGGCAAACGAUUUAUGGGAAGCUGUGGAGGAGGAUUAUGAACUUCUCCCCUUACCUGCAAAUCCAACAAUGGCGCAGAUCAAGUCUCAUAAGGAGAAGAAAUCAAGAAAAUCCAAGGCAAGAGCUUCAUUAUUUGCUGCUGUUUCUUCUGAUAUUUUUCUCAGGAUCAUGGCGAUGAAAUCAGCGUUUGAAGUUUGGAAUUUCUUGAAAGGGGAGUAUGAAGGAAAUGAAAGAAUUAAAGGAAUGAAAGUUCUAAAUCUGAUCAGGGAGUUUGAGGUCCAACACAUGAAGGAAUCGGAGACGGUGAAGGAAUAUUUUGACAAACUGCUCAAAAUAGCAAAUCACGUAAGAUUACUUGGAUCUGAUUUUCCUGAUUCUAGAAUAGUUCAAAAAGUUCUUGUCACCAUUCCUGAGAGGUUUGAAGCUACUAUUGCCUCCUUGGAAAACUCUAAAGAUCUGUCAAAAAUUAGUUUGACAGCAUUGAUGAAUGCAUUACAGGCACAAGAACAGAGAAGGAUGAUGAGGUCCGAAGGGUCUGUCGAAGGUGCAUUAGCUGCAAAGGCUAGCUCGAGUUAUGGGGGAAAAGCAAAGAAAUUUGAAAGCUAUAAGAAAGGAAAUUCAAGUUUUGAUUCUCCAACAAAGUCUUAUUUCUCUCCAUGUAAACAUUGUGGAAGAGAAAAUCAUCCACCGUGGAAGUGUUGGAGAAAACCAGACCAGCAAUGUGAAAAAUGCUUGAAAAUGGGGCAUCAUCAAAAAAUCUGCAAAAGCAACAGUCAACAAAAGACGGUGACACAAGAGAAUGUGCAACAAAAGAAUGUUGCUCAAGUUGCUGAUGAAGAAGAGCAGCAGCUUUUUGUAGCCACCUGCUUUGCAGCCUCUAAUUCAAAUGAGAAGUGGCUAAUUGACAGCGGUUGCACUAAUCAUAUGACAUUUGAUCGUGAUCUCUUCAAGGAAUUGGAUACUUCCAUUGUUUCUAAAGUGACGAUUGGCAAUGGAGAAAAAAUUGCAGUCAAAGGAAAAUGA
Abrus precatorius (Indian licorice) is the source of this 1116-nucleotide messenger RNA. RefSeq lists its product as uncharacterized. The transcript has a single exon. The coding region runs from base 1 to 1116 and encodes 371 amino acids. Gene Ontology annotation, molecular function: zinc ion binding; nucleic acid binding. Lineage: Eukaryota; Viridiplantae; Streptophyta; Magnoliopsida; Fabales; Fabaceae. The record is from RefSeq and is a predicted model, not a curated record.